Molecule: messenger RNA, 729 nt
Organism: Drosophila serrata
Lineage: Eukaryota; Metazoa; Arthropoda; Insecta; Diptera; Drosophilidae
Source: RefSeq, a predicted model, not a curated record
AUGUCAGUUGUGGAUUCGCCGCGUUCCGUAAAGCGCCAUAGACAACGAGUUAACCCAAACGGAGCGUUCCUCGCAAUGAAAGCCUUUGUGUGUCUCCUUCUCAUCGGAGUGGCCAGUGUUUCGGCCAAGCCCAAGCCAGGAGGUGGCGGUGGGUGGUCCUCCGGAGGAGGAGGUGGUGGCGGCGGUGGUUGGUCGUCCGGUGGAGGAGGUGGUGGCCAUGGAGGCGGCGGCGGUGGAGACGUGCAGAUCAUCAAGGUGAUCACGGAGAGCGGUGGUGGAGGUGGCGGUGGUGGCUGGGCUUCAGGAGGAGGAGGAGGCGGCGGAGGUGGUUGGUCAUCGGGAGGAGGAGGCGGCGGUGGCUGGUCAUCGGGAGGCGGCGGCGGCGGCGGUGGAGGCUGGUCGUCGGGAGGAGGAGGCGGUGGCCAUGGAGGUGGUGGAGGCGGCGGCGGUGACGUCAAGCUCAUCAAGAUCAUCAGCCUGGGAUCCGGAGGAGGCGGCGGCGGACAUGGCGGCGGUGGUGGACAUGGAGGCGGCGGCGGCUGGUCUUCUGGUGGAGGAGGCGGUGGCCAUGGAGGUGGCGGUGGAGGCGGCACCAAGGUCAUCAAGAUCAUCAAGCUGAGCAGCGGCGGCGGCGGAGGCGGUGGCCAUGGAGGCGGUGGCGGUGGUGGCUGGUCCUCGGGAGGUGGAGGCGGCGGUGGCGGCUGGCAGCCAGCAGGUGGUUGGGCCUAA